Drosophila montana is the source of this 486-nucleotide messenger RNA. RefSeq names its product basic-leucine zipper transcription factor A. Lineage: Eukaryota; Metazoa; Arthropoda; Insecta; Diptera; Drosophilidae. The record is from RefSeq and is a predicted model, not a curated record. Bases 1 to 486 code for a protein of 161 amino acids. The transcript has a single exon.
AUGGCACCCUCACAAAUGGAUUAUCCGCACCAAGAAAAUGAAACGAACGUCGAUUAUACUCAUAAGAAAUUCAACACCGGCUGCUACAAGCACAAAAAAUUUGGCAAGCGCAACAGCAAAGAAGACACGGUCACGACCACGCCCUUAUUUCGUCCAUAUGCACUGAGCGAUAACACGCCACGCAAGCGUCGUCAGGAGUCUGAGCAGCGCCAAUAUCAACACCAACUACCGCCUACGCCGCCAACAACACCUCCACAGCAGCAGCAGCAACAAUAUCAACCACAGCAGCGGUGGCAGCCACAAACGCAUGCGUUACACACGCCCACAGCCACGCCCACGCCGAUCAUGAAUCAUCAGGCGUUCGCCUAUGUGCUGCAAAAGCAACGCGCGGUACUCCAAAUGCGCCACAUGCUCAGCAUCAAUCCGGAUGCCAAUACCUGGCCAGCGGAGUUGCGCAAUGCGCUCUACUCCAUGCUACAGACAUGA